AUGUCCACGACUGGAGCAGCUUUCUCUCUUCUGCCUGCACAAAGAUGUCAACAUGCCACCUUCCUUCUUCCAACUCACUCAUCUGCGCACCCUCCUCCUCACGACCGCAUCUGCACUAGAGGCUCCCGGUUUAGCCAAUCUCAGUUCGCUCUCCACUCUCCACAUAGCCUCCCCGAACCUCAGCUUCCAAGCAACUUGGGAGCGUUUCCGGCUCUCAAGCACUUGGAGCUACACUUGUUGCCGCUCACAGACCUCCCUGACUCGCUCUGCCAGCUCACCUCGCUGAAAUUCUUCUCGCUCCUCUAUUGCCAACGGAUCCACCAGCUACCAGACGAAUUCAGCUGCCUUACUGCACUGGAGACACUGUACCUUGGGCAGUCGCAGGUAUUGAUGUAUCCAGACGACAUUGGAAGGCUCAGUAACCUGAAAACGCUUCUUCUGGAAGGUAAUUGCGAGGCGCAGCGGCUGCUCCCAUCUUCUCUGACGCAACUCUCUGCCCUGACAAGGCUUGAGCUCAAGCACUUUCAGUUUACAGAGCUUCCUGAGGACAUAGGGAUGCUGAGUAACCUGCAGCACCUGCACAUGUGUUCCUGCUUUCAUCUUACGGCACUUCCAGACUCCUUCUCCCGCCUCACUGCGUUGGAGAUCCUAAGGAUUGAUGGUUGUGAACAGCUCUCUUCAAUUCCAAGGUUGGAUGCUCUCACGAGACUGAAGCGGCUGGAGCUGAUUGACGAUUUGAACAGAAGGCUGGCUGAACCUCCUGCAUCCCUCCCCCCUUCUCUGGAGAUCUUAACCAUGCCGAGUUACAACCAGCAUGCUCCUUGCUUCGACAUGCCCAGAAUGCCACACCUGAGGAAUCUCAAGCUCAGGAAUGUUGGUGCUGGAAGCAGCCUGGCGGUUGCCAUGGGAGCAUCUCGGCUGAGGCGACUCCAGUUGGUACCAGCGGGGCAUGCUGAGGAUCUCCCCUCACCCUUUCCAGUCCUCCCACACCUCCACACCCUCCUCCUUUUGGGAUCUCCCAAUUUCUUUCCCUACGAUUAUGCGGAUCUUACGAGGCUUCCCGAAUGCAUUGGAUCGUCUGUGCCGCGGCUGAGGAGGCUGAAAGUUGAGCAGUUGUCUUUGACAGAGCUUCCGGCAAGCGUGUGUGAGCUGCAGUGUUUGACGUCGUUGGAGGUUAUACGAUGUAGGCUAGUGUGUCUCCCUGGUGGCAUCGGUGCGUUGACUCGGCUGUGCAAGCUGGACGUGUCCAGAUGCAGGGCCUUGCAGCAGCUGCCUGCUUCCCUCACCCACCUCACAUGCCUCCAGGAGCUAGAUGCUUCAUACACCGGCAUUCUCUCCCUCCCUUCCGGAUUCGCUAGGCUGGCCAGGCUGAGGCGACUGAGUGUGAAUGGCUGUGAGCAUUUGGAAGCCCUGCCGCAUGAUGUGAUGGAGCUGAGGAUGCUGCGCUACCUGGGAGCGAGGGAUUGCACGCACCUGCUUGACAGUGAAGACAUGGUGCAGCCUCGUGGCGUGUACAGCAUGUAUGGGCUGGAGCUGGAUGAUGAAAGGACCAUGUACCGCCGGGUAGCUUAA
Messenger RNA from Closterium sp. Naga37s-1, 1572 nucleotides. NCBI's taxonomy places the organism in Eukaryota, Viridiplantae, Streptophyta, Zygnematophyceae, Desmidiales, Closteriaceae. The record is from the annotation of a GenBank genome assembly.